GCCACACACGCAGCUCUGCCUCUUUGCUCUGGCUCUCCCACCCUCUUCCUGUCUUUCUCUGCUUCCUUGUCACUGUUACUCCAGGAGACGUUCACUUUUCACCAACCUUUCUCCAAGCAUCUCCAAGCCACUGACUAUAUAUAUUUUGCUACAAGAGCCCUAGAAGAGGAAAAAAGCAGACUUAUCAACACAUCGUUUCAAAAAAAAAUCAACAACGAAUUUUUCAAAAUGUUUGAGAACAAUUAAAAAGAAAAGGCAUUUUUGAUUUCUCAACUAAGUGAACAAUCAUUCAUGUCAUCCACAUCUUGAGAUACUGUCCCUCGCUGUGGGCACCGGCGAGGUGGCAACUGCUCUUGCAUUUUUGAAUGUAAUAAAUAUUUGCUGCUUUUAAUAUUUUCCGGAAAGUCCCCCUCGGUCUUCCCUGGAAUUUUAACUUAAAGAGUGGAGAAAAGAUUAUCGAAAGGGCUUUUGCAAGCCUCCAAAAUGAUGCUGAGUCCGGACCAAGCCGCCGACUCGGACCACCCCAGCUCGGCGCACUCGGACCCGGAGUCGCUGGGCGGCGCGGACGCCAAGGUGCUGGGCAGCGUGUCGGACCUGGAACCAGUGGAAGAGGCCGAGGGCGAUGGCAAGGGCGGCAGCCGUGCCGCGCUCUAUCCGCACCCGCAGCAGCUGAGCCGGGAGGAAAAGCGCCGCCGCAGGCGGGCCACAGCCAAGUACCGCUCGGCCCACGCCACCCGCGAGCGCAUCCGCGUGGAGGCCUUCAACCUGGCCUUCGCGGAGCUCCGCAAACUGCUGCCCACGCUGCCCCCGGACAAGAAGCUCUCCAAGAUCGAGAUCCUGCGUCUGGCCAUCUGCUACAUCUCCUAUCUCAACCACGUUCUGGACGUGUAGGGCAGGUGGCGCCGCGGGAGGCCGCCUGUCCUGGCGUUUGCGAAAUACGACCGAUCCUGGCGGUCGCCACCGGGAUGCCACAGGCGGCGACGGCCCAGCGGCAAGGCCUCCGGGAGACAAUUGGACUGGGGAAGAGGUUCACAGCCGGUUCUCUCUGGUCAGUAGGACGACAGGGGAAGGUUUUCAACGCUGGGAUUUGGGGUUGGCUGGAGAGCCUUGGGGCUCACAAGGGGUAUUUUCCAGGCCAGAACCUUCUGGAGGUACCCAAGAUGAGUCGCCAUGUGUAUUAGGAUCCCCUUAAGGGUUGUUGCUUUAACCCACUGGAGACUUUGAGUCUCCUUUAUUUAUCUCCUACAAAUCUUCAUGUUUUGAAAGAAUGAGGGCAGAAGCUCAGAGUACAGAACUUUAAACUAUAUGGAAUUUUUCUAAUUGACAAAUCACCAAACGUUGGGAAGGAGAAGAGGGGGGAACCUAUUCCAUACAGAGAUUAAGGCACAGGAAGGUGGGACAGCAAACUUUCUGUUCCUUUGUCAAAAGAAAGAUUAUAUUAAAAUUCAAAUAGAACAAACCCUGAAUAUUUGCAAAGGUUAAAAAGACACAUUAAGAACAAAUAUACUGUAGAAGGAUUUGAGCUUGGUGAGAUUUUAACCCCAAGAUAGGCCUCUAAAGUAGACAGGAUAAUCCAUAUUUAAGUGGAAAAUAUAAUAUCUGAUUGCUUUUUCAGGCCAAGUGCCCCUUUAUAUAUCCAAAAACAUCUAUUUGUGACCUUAAAUAUGUGGACCCAUAGGUGCAGUUAGAAAAAGACAACCUAUUUUUAUUUAUGUUAGAAGGAGUAGAGUAUUUUUUUCAAGACAUUUAUUUUUCAGAGUGGUGAUAAUUUUACUUUGGAUACUCUGUGCCAAUUUAUUUAUAGUCAAGUGUUUACACUUUUUCCUGUGGAAUAAUUAUGUCUAACUUUUUACGUGUAUGUUGAGAUUAUACUGUGGUCUUUCUUUUUGCUCUAAUUAUAUUGCACUUGUAUAAGAAAUUUCCCACUUCUCCCUGUUUCUAAACAUAUUUUAUAUAUUAAGAUGUUUGUUCUUGAAAGGUUCUUUUGUUGUGAGAUCAGCAACACUAGCACUUCACUAUUAUAGUUUUUUAAAAAAGUAAGUGUUGUUUUUCUUAUCUGUAUUUAUGUCUGAAAAGUACUUUACAAACUGUUUAUAAGGAGAGUAGCUUCUUUGUGUGUAUGUGUGUGUGUGUGUGUGUGUAUGUGUGAUGUUUGUGUGUGAGACGAUUUUAGGAAAUUAAGUUAUUUUCCUAAAAAAAAAAAAAAAUCAGAACUACUUUCCUCUGUGACAACCAAAAAGAUAAGUCUAUAACCUGAAAA
Messenger RNA from Sciurus carolinensis (gray squirrel), 2260 nucleotides. It is a transcript of the gene Nhlh2, whose product is annotated as nescient helix-loop-helix 2. The record is from RefSeq and is a predicted model, not a curated record. NCBI's taxonomy places the organism in Eukaryota, Metazoa, Chordata, Mammalia, Rodentia, Sciuridae. The coding region runs from base 484 to 891 and encodes 135 amino acids. The transcript is spliced from 3 exons. Gene Ontology annotation, biological process: regulation of transcription by RNA polymerase II. Gene Ontology annotation, molecular function: DNA-binding transcription factor activity, RNA polymerase II-specific; RNA polymerase II cis-regulatory region sequence-specific DNA binding; protein dimerization activity.